Nyctereutes procyonoides (raccoon dog) is the source of this 279-nucleotide messenger RNA. Its product is annotated as reactive oxygen species modulator 1-like. Gene Ontology annotation, biological process: protein insertion into mitochondrial inner membrane; protein import into mitochondrial matrix. The transcript has a single exon. Lineage: Eukaryota; Metazoa; Chordata; Mammalia; Carnivora; Canidae. Bases 25 to 264 code for a protein of 79 amino acids. Gene Ontology annotation, cellular component: TIM23 mitochondrial import inner membrane translocase complex. The record is from RefSeq and is a predicted model, not a curated record.
UGAGCGACCGAAGCCGCGAACGAGAUGCCGGUGGCCGUGGGGCCCUACGGACAGUCCCAGCCGAGCUGCUUUGACCGCGUGAAGAUGGGCUUUGUGAUGGGUUGCGCAGUGGGCAUGGCGGCCGGGGCGCUCUUCGGCACCUUUUCCUGUCUCAGGAUCGGAAUGCGGGGUCGGGAGCUGAUGGGCGGCAUCGGGAAAACCAUGAUGCAGGGUGGCGGCACAUUUGGCACAUUCAUGGCCAUCGGGAUGGGCAUCCGAUGCUAAUCCGGGCAGUGGUUG